GGGACCUAUGAAAAUCGUCCCUGUUGAGGUUCUUGAUAUGAGACGUUACACAGAUGGCAAAGCUUAUGGCAUAACGUCCAUUUUAACUGCAACCACACAAUUCAGAAAAAUACAGCAACUCAUUAUUCAGGCAGAGAAAUACUUCAAUUUAUGCCAAGCUAUGAAACCUUUAAUGAUUAACAAAUAUCAAAUUUUGGAAGAUGGCACUAUAAAACUCACAGACAAUUCAUUGGUCAUGAACACUGGAAUGCCUACAAUAGACAAAACACUGGUAGAAACAUGGACGAAACCUAAAUUGGUUUCAUUAGCAGAAGUCCUCAAAAAUGAAGGACACCCUUCCAGGGUUACGGUGAAAGGAAUCGUUACCAAGGUCUCGUCAAUCCUGCAAACAGAGAAAAGUACCAGAAAAAUAAUUACAAUCGAAGAGGACAACAUAACAAUAGAAAUCAAACUGUGGGGCGAAAAAGUUACACUUGUUCCAACCGUGGGGGAAACUACUAUGUUUAAGUGCAUGGCUGUUGACUUCUAUAAAGAAAAAAUAUCUUUAAACUCAACAGUUAACACCACAAUUGAAACUAUGCAAGACAAUGAAAGUGUUCAGGGUAAAGUCGAUGCAGCAUCUUUUGAAGCAGAUCACAAUUCUAUCUUGAUUAAGGAUUUAUUCCUAAUUGUGGAUGAUAGAGACAUGGAUCGGAUCUUUCCCAGUGGGGAAUUCACAGACAACAGAGUGAUCAAAGGAGAAAGAAAAGGCAAUAAGCUUGUGUCACUCACAACUGUGACCGAAGAGUGAAAGAGCAACAGAGACUUCUGGUUUCCUUAAGCAGGAGACAAAAAUUUCCUGAUUUCACUUGUAUGAAUAUGUGUAUCAUUCUGACAGCAAGAUGUCCUUCAUCAAGCAUUGAUGUUUCAAGAUAUUUUUAGUUUGUUUACUAUGUUAAAAAACAAAAAUGUUCUAUUUUAAUUCUUAGCUCACCUCAAGGAAAUUAGGGGAGCUUAUGUAAUACCGUCAUCAUCCUGGGUUAAGGUAAAGUUUAUUGGAGCAGUUUUCUGUUGAAGUACUUUUAAGUCCUAUAUUGAUCAGACAUCCAUGAAAGAUCUUCCUCAUUUACAACUGUACCAUAAGCAGUAUUUUAACCAAACUUGCAUGGAUGAUCCAUCUAAGGAUGCAAACUACCAGACUUGCCUCAGAUGCUGCAUCUGACCUGCAUUUUCUGCUUGUGUGAACAGGUUAUAGUUCUUGGUUCUGUUUUCAUUUCAUUCAAAGAUACUAUGAGCCCUAUGACCAAACUUGCAUGGAUGAAACAUCUGAGGAUAAAUACUACCAUACUUGCUUUGGAUGCUGAAUCUCUCCUACAUUUUCCGGUUGAGUGAACAGGUUAACAUUUUUGGUACAGGUUUCAUUUCAAAGUAAGUUUGAGCAACUUAAUAACCGAACUUGCAUGGAUGAUGCAUCUAAGGAUGCAUUCUACCAGGCUGGCUUUAGAUGCUGAAUCUGACUUACAUUUUCUUUAUUUGUGAAAAGGUUAUUUUUUACACAUUUUCAUUUUCAAGUAAGUUUGAGUUCUAUGUUGAGCAAACUUGCAUCUAAAAAACACCUUAGGAUGCACAUUUAUAGACUUCCUUCACAUGAUAAAUUUGACAUACAUUUUCCAGAUAAUGGACCUUGUAAAAGUUUUGGAUGAAAGUCUAUUACCAAGAAACUAUAAAGCUUAUAUAAACCAAACUUGCACAGAUGAUGCAUCAAGGGAUUAAAACUCUCAAACUUGCCUCAGAUGCUGGAUUUUUAUUACACAUUUUCAAGAUGAAGAAUUACUUUUAAGUUUUUAAAUAGGUCUAUACCAAAGUAUCAAAUCAAAAUUGCAUACAUUUUGUAUUUUUGGAUGUACACCUUUUUGUUGGUUUAUUGUAUGAAUUUGCCUUACUUAAGGAAACAUUCAAUGUAGUGAGCUCUGUCAUCUUGGAUUACCUAUGUUUGAACAACUGGUAAAUAGGCUAAAAAGCAUAUUAUUGAACAACUCAAAAGUCUACUAUAUUUUGCUGUCCAUCAUACCCAUCAUUUUAUUUUCUUUUAAAAUUGUGUCAUCAUAAUCCAGUACAUUCAAUAUCUCUUGUACUUUUUUUUACAGACAUUACACUGUUUAAAAAGAAAUUCAUAUAUUUUUUGGGUUGUUAUUUUUCUUUCAUUGUUAAUAACACAACAUCCAAACCUUGCACAUUGUUUGCUCAUUGCUAGAUUUUAUGUAUUCCUUUCAAUAUGGGCCAAAAAAUUGUUUUUUCAAUAUUAUACUCAAAUGUGUACAAAAUGCAUACUAAUUUUGUUAUCAUUGACAACAUCUUCAAUAAACGUCAAAAGCUAUCAAA
Saccostrea cuccullata (small rock oyster) is the source of this 2361-nucleotide messenger RNA. RefSeq lists its product as uncharacterized. The coding region runs from base 8 to 790 and encodes 260 amino acids. The record is from RefSeq and is a predicted model, not a curated record. Lineage: Eukaryota; Metazoa; Mollusca; Bivalvia; Ostreida; Ostreidae. The transcript is spliced from 6 exons.